Rhineura floridana is the source of this 1950-nucleotide messenger RNA. RefSeq names its product vomeronasal type-2 receptor 26-like. Gene Ontology annotation, cellular component: membrane. The transcript has 8 exons. The record is from RefSeq and is a predicted model, not a curated record. Gene Ontology annotation, molecular function: G protein-coupled receptor activity. The coding region runs from base 1 to 1950 and encodes 649 amino acids. Gene Ontology annotation, biological process: G protein-coupled receptor signaling pathway. NCBI's taxonomy places the organism in Eukaryota, Metazoa, Chordata, Lepidosauria, Squamata, Rhineuridae.
AUGGACAGAGUGUAUUUGGAUGACAGUGGAGAACUGGCAGCCGACUUGGACAUUGUGAACUGGGUGGUGUUUCCCAAUAACUCUGUCCUUAAGGUGAAGUUUGGGAAUCUGUACAGAGAGGGAUCCCCAGACCUACACUUCACCAUCAACCAGGAUGCCAUUGUGUGGCCUAAAUGGCUCAACCAGACCCUGCCUUCUUCCAGGUGUGUGGAAAGCUGCCGCCCUGGAUUUGUCAAGGUGGUUCAGGAAGGAAAUCCACUUUGCUGCUAUGACUGCGUUCCCUGCGGGGAAGGGACCAUCUCCACUCAGGAAGAUGCAGAGUGGUGCACCAAAUGUCCAGUAGAUCAGCAUCCAAACAAGGACAAAGAUCAGUGUAUCCCCAAGACUAUCACCUUCCUGGCCUAUGAAGAUUCUUUGGGGAUCCUCCUGGCUUGUCUCAUCCUGUUUUUGUCCUUGACCACAGGCUUUGUUUUAGGUACUUUCAUUGCAUUCCAAGAAACUCCGAUAGUCAAAGCCAACAACCGGGACCUCUCCUACAUCCUCCUCGUCUCCCUCCUGCUUUCCUUUCUGUCCUCCUUCCUCUUCAUCGGCCAGCCAAGAAAAGUGACCUGUUUUCUCCGACAAACAGCCUUCAGCAUCAUCUUCUCAGUUGCUGUCUCUUCUGUGUUGGCAAAAACCAUCACUGUAGUACUGGCCUUCCUAGCCACAAAGCCAGGGAACAGAGCGAGGAGAUGGCUGGGGAAGUGUCUGGCCAACUCCAUUGUUAUUUCCUGUUCCAGUGCCCAAGUUAUCAUAUGCACCAUCUGGUUGAGUAUCUCUCCCCCAUUUCCAGAGUCUGACAUGCACUCCCAGCCUGGAGAGAUCAUCCUGCAAUGCAAUGAAGGGUCUGUCACCAUGUUUUAUGUUGCUCUUGGCUACAUGGGCUUCCUGGCUGCCAUCUGCUUCAUGGUGGCUUUCCUGGCCAGGAAGCUGCCUGGGGCCUUCAAUGAAGGCAAGCUGAUCACUUUCAGCAUGCUGGUCUUCUGCAGUGUUUGGGUCUCCUUUGUGCCCACCUACCUGAGCACGAAGGGGAAAUACAUGGUAGCCGUGCAGGUCUUCUCCAUCUUGGCCUCCAGUGCUGGGCUUCUGGGCUGCAUCUUCAUUUCCAAGUGCUACAUUAUUUUCCUGAGGCCUGAUCUGAAUACAAAGACACAUUUAACAACAAAAGAUAUCAACCAGAAUCCCAGGCUCUUACCCAACAUCACCCUGGGCUACAGCAUCCAUGAGAACUUUUUUCAAGAAAGGUUGACGUGGAUGACCAGCACCCGGGGCACUGCCCAGUCCACAACCGACCGGAACAAGGUGAGCAGCGGUGGAGGCUGCCCCUAUUCGGAAGGAGUGUGUCCCGAACUUGCGGCGUCCACACCUAGCCGCUGGAGUGCUGUCUUUGCCACCCACCAAAAUUGGUACUUGUUAAGGGGCUGGAGGUCCCUGUGCCUGAACAGGUACCCUGGCUGCAGCCUGCGGGCUGCCAGAAAAACGCAGAGGGCCCUGACCGGGCCGCGCCUCCGCAGCUGGAUGGCCGCUGCCGCCACACCUCAGCCGCUGGGUGGCCUAGAGCUGUCCCCGCUGCCCCUCUGGGUCUGCUCCUGCAGACCGAUCCUCCGUAGCUGGAGGGCCUCUGGAGGCCUAGGCUCACUACUGCCCCAGCCCGGAGCCAGGGGCUCUUCGCCGCUCCCCAGCCGCACCGCUCUGCGAUCGAGCCGCGCCGACCGCUCCUCGCCACCGGCCCCGCACCAAGGCCUGGCCUGUAGGCCUGGAGAAGCCGCGUGCGUCGGCGGGCGAUCUGAGCCGCGUCGCGCUGCCGAUGCAGGAGGGCCUCCCGACCGUUUAAAAUUGCCGCCAAAAAUUUGCAGUGAGGGUGGGCGGCUGGCGAAACCUUCCCACGACCGAAUACAGAUGACGUUCUGA